Thelazia callipaeda (thelaziosis nematode) is the source of this 1293-nucleotide messenger RNA. Lineage: Eukaryota; Metazoa; Nematoda; Chromadorea; Rhabditida; Thelaziidae. The record is from the annotation of a GenBank genome assembly.
AUGGGCAAGAAAAAACGAAGUCAUGUUCAACAAUCCGAAGAAGCUCUUCCAACAUCUUCUAAUGGGACCAAGUCGUUUGCUAGGCAGGUGACAUUUGAUGGGUCGUCUAAGGAACGCAGUGACUAUUACAUGAAACCGAGUGGUAGAGGUUUAAUAACUAGCCCAUCAGUUGCAACCUUGAAUAGGUUGGAACGCCAAAAAAUUGUUCUGUGGAAAAGACCUUGUCAAACAGUUCACUACGCUGUGCGAGAAAUAUUGCAGCUGCUUGUUGAAUUCAUUCGUUGUUUAUGGCGACAAAAGUUUAACAUAUCAUUCAUCAUAUUAAUGUUUGCUGUUGGAACAUAUAUCUGUUAUUUGCCUGGCAUUCAUCAAAAAUACGUUCAAAGUUGGAAAACUAAGUUAUUGCGAUGUUUUUAUUGGAUAGGUCUUGGAAUAUUAUCAUCUGUUGGACUUGGCACUGGUCUUCACACAUUUAUAUUAUAUUUAGGACCACAUAUAGCAUCUGUUACAAUGGCAGCCUACGAAUGCAAUUCACUUGAUUUUCCAGAACCACCUUACCCGGAAAGAAUCGUUUGUCCACAUACAGAAAGUAUUGUAGAAACAGCAGUGAUCACAAUGUGGUCGAUAAUGUCAAAAGUUCGAAUAGAGUCGCUUUUGUGGGGAGCUGGCACGGCUUUGGGCGAAUUACCCCCGUAUUUCAUGGCAAAGGCAGCCCGAAUUUCAGGGGAGGAGCCAGAUGAUGAAGAAUAUAGGGAGUUUUUAGCUUAUAUCAAUCGAAAUGGACCUAAAGCACCGACGUUUACUGAAAAAUGCAAAGAGGUGAUGGAAAACGCGGUUACCAAACUUGGAUUUUUUGGAAUUCUUUCUUUUGCUUCAAUACCCAAUCCAUUCUUCGAUUUGGCCGGUAUUACAUGCGGUCAUUUUCUCGUCCCGUUUUGGAAGUUUUUUUUGGCGACUCUCAUCGGCAAAGCUAUUUUCAAAAUGCAUCUUCAGAUGUUUUUUGUUGUCCUGGCUUUCAGUGAAAAUACAGUAGAACAUCUGGUAGUCCGCCUAAAAACCAUUCCGCUAAUAGGCACUCAUCUUCAUCAGAAAAUAAUGGAAUUUUUAAUGGUUCAAAAAGUAAGGCUUCAUCGGGAAAAUGGACCUUUAAAUGCUGAGGAAGGUACCAUAUUACAGAAAUGUGCCUCAUACUUUGUUACCGGUAUGAUAGUUUGGUUUUUGCUAUCAAUUAUCAAUUCACUGGCGCAGAAUUGGCACAAAAGAUUGUGUGACGCUAAUAAAAAAGAUGCUUAA